Messenger RNA from Encephalitozoon hellem ATCC 50504, 1185 nucleotides. RefSeq lists its product as uncharacterized. The transcript has a single exon. NCBI's taxonomy places the organism in Eukaryota, Fungi, Microsporidia, Unikaryonidae. The record is from RefSeq and is a predicted model, not a curated record. The coding region runs from base 1 to 1185 and encodes 394 amino acids.
AUGGAAAGGGUGACAGGCAUCUCCGACCUUCUAGAAAAGUGCAAGGACAAAGCCUUUGUGAAUGACAACAAAGAGUGGAUAAGAGAAAAUAUGAUGAAGCCGCCUUUAAAGGAUCAGGUGAUGGCGCUGCUGGGUACGAAAAAGAAUAUUAUUGCCAUAAGGGCUAUUGAAGCGGUAGAUGCCCCUGCAGACGAGCUUGCACCUGUUCUUGAGGACAGGAAGAACAUCAACCAAUAUGUGUAUUCGACAUACUAUUAUAUGUACAAGAUGGGGCUUAUUGGAAAAGACAGGUUUGAUGGUGCGAAGGAGUACUUUCGAUGCAUGAAGAACUAUGAGAAAAUGUUUAUAGACACAGAAAACUCAUUCAUCAUUUCUAGGAUCGAAGCAGACAGGAGAAGGGAUAAGGUGGUGAAGAGGGAGUUUAACAAGGUUGUGGAUACCAAAGAAGAGCUAAGAUCGCUGCUUAUAGAGCUCCCUGAGAUCACCAUGGGAGAGGUGCGCAAGAUCAGAGAUGGUAUUAGCAGCGUGAAAAGCACAUUUGUGAUUGACCUUGAUCCAAUCUUUGAUAUUAGUGGUCUGAGGUGCCAGGCAAAGGAAGAAGCAUCAAGAAGGAUAUCAGAGAUCAGGGAUGUUCUGUUCUGUAUUGACAGCAAGCCCUCCAGGAUUUUCACUCUUGGGGCCCUAGGAGAAGAGAAAGGGGAAGGAAACAGCGAAGCAGCAGUGCUCAGGAAUCUGAAGAAAGACAAAUACCAGAGGUUCGAAAGAAUCUUCAACGGGCCUGAGAAGUCGAAGUUUACGUGUACGCCUCUUUUCUACAGUGUAGAUAGAUUGUUGAGGAAUCGUAUAACACGCCUGUAUGAUUCUGUUGUGAAACUUCACAGAACAAAGCAAUCAGUUUAUUUCAUGUCUUCGCGGCCUCUUCCGCAGAUAUUAGCAGAACUCCUCUUUUUUGAAUAUUCAAGCCUGGACAUAAGGACUGUAAUUUCGACGGCGGAUGCUUCCUUCGACAUCCACAGAGAAGUCCAGAAGAAAGAAGGCGUAAGGGUCGUUGCCGUUGGAAGCAGUCCUCUUGCGAAACAAGAGGGCGAGAAUAUUUAUAGGAUAGGAUAUGAGGACUUCAGAAAGAUGGUUGAUGGGAUUCUCCUAAUGGAGAAUAGCAUUGAGCGAAGUGGUGAGGGCCUUUGA